AUGGAGGUGAUGGACAGCUGCCAGUUCUCCCCAUCCGAGCUCUUCUAUGACAGCUCCUGCCUGUCGUCCCCUGAGGGUGAGUUCCCCGAGGAUUUUGAGCCAAGGGAGCUGCCUCCUUUUGGAGCCCCUGUGCCCACUGAGCCUGCCUGCCCUGAGGAAGAGGAGCACAUCCGGGCCCCCAGUGGACACCACCAGGCUGGCCACUGCCUCAUGUGGGCUUGCAAAGCCUGCAAGAGGAAAUCCACCACCAUGGACCGGCGGAAGGCAGCCACUAUGAGGGAGAGGAGGAGGCUGAAGAAAGUAAACCAAGCAUUCGAGACCUUGAAGAGGUGCACCACAGCCAACCCCAACCAGAGACUCCCCAAAGUGGAGAUCCUGAGGAACGCCAUCAGGUACAUCGAGAGCCUCCAGGAGCUCUUAAGGGAACAGGUGGAGAACUACUAUCACCUGCCGGGACAGAGUUGCUCCGAGCCCACCAGCCCCAGCUCCAGCUGCUCCGAUGGGAUGGCGGACUGCGGCAGCCCGGUCUGGCCAGCGAGAGGCAGCAGCUUCGAGGCGGGGUACUGCCCCGAGAUGCCCCACGGUUACGCGGCGGAGCAGAGCGGCGCGCUGUCCAGCCUGGACUGCCUCUCCAGCAUCGUGGACCGCCUCUCUCCGGCAGAGGAGCCGGGGCUGCCCCUCCGCCACACCGGCUCCCUCUCGCCAGGCGCCAGCAUCGACUCGGGGCCCGGGACGCCCGGCUCGCCGCCUCCCCGACGGACCUACCAGGCGCUAUGA
Molecule: messenger RNA, 777 nt
Organism: Centrocercus urophasianus (Greater sage-grouse)
Lineage: Eukaryota; Metazoa; Chordata; Aves; Galliformes; Phasianidae
Gene: MYF5
Product: myogenic factor 5
Exons: 3
Coding region: 1-777 (258 amino acids)
Biological process (GO): positive regulation of myoblast differentiation; regulation of transcription by RNA polymerase II; muscle organ development
Molecular function (GO): RNA polymerase II cis-regulatory region sequence-specific DNA binding; protein dimerization activity; DNA-binding transcription factor activity, RNA polymerase II-specific
Source: RefSeq, a predicted model, not a curated record